Planococcus citri (citrus mealybug) is the source of this 961-nucleotide messenger RNA. RefSeq names its product protein FAM32A. The record is from RefSeq and is a predicted model, not a curated record. The transcript has 4 exons. Lineage: Eukaryota; Metazoa; Arthropoda; Insecta; Hemiptera; Pseudococcidae. The coding region runs from base 288 to 617 and encodes 109 amino acids. Gene Ontology annotation, cellular component: nucleolus.
UGUUUGAACAGUUUGAAUGAUAGUGGUAUCAUGAUGACAUGAACGGACGUAAACAUACUUUUUUGUAAGAAAGGGUUUUCUUCAAAAUUAAUCAAACUUUUUGAAUUUUUAUCAUUUUUUCUUGUUAUGACUAAAAGAGAUCAACUAGAGAGAGAAUUCUGAAUCUGAAACACAUUCCUCAACAAAGCAAUCGUGUUCACUGUUCACUCAGAGAUUCCUCAUCGCCUCAUCGUAACAUCGCAAAUCAUCACAGUGAAGACAGUUUAGGACCUAUAAUCCGCCGGAAUAUGUCAGACUAUGACAAAUGCACCAAGGGUGCUUUAAAAUUGAAAAUAGGCGUUGAUAUGAAAAAGAAAAAGAAAAAUAAGGAAAAGAAAAAAAAGAUCUUGGAACAAAUACCUCAAACUUCGGCAGAAGCAAAACAAAUUCCAGAAAAAUCUGAAAUUAAACUGACAAAGGCUGAAAUUGCGUUUAACAAACAAAAAGAAGAAGUGUUAAAGAAACGAAUUCUAGAACAGGCAUCGAUGACUCAUAAGCAAAAAGUAGAAGUAUUUAAUCGGCAUUUGGACAGUCUCACCGAACAUUUCGAUAUUCCCAAAGUCAGUUGGACUAAAUAAUUGUAUCAUAACUUGUCAAGAUUGUUUAUUUUUAUAAUGCAAAUCAUAAUAACAUAAGCUGUAAAUUUAGUUUUCACAAUUCGAAAAUAAAUUAUAAGAAACAAAUCUAAUGAAAAUACUCAACAUUAUGAGUACAGGAUUUACUCAAAAAUACAUAAAACGUAGUACAUAGUAUAAAAAGCGAUGCGCAGUAACCAUUCAACAUGUACAUUAUUCGUCUGUGGUUCAUACGGGAUUCAAUUCAAAAUUCUGAUUAACAGAAAGUCGCGUAGGUAUUACUGCAAAUUAUACAGUACCAACAUUUAAAAUAAACAAUUAAUAUUUAAUUUGGUACCAUCGAGCAU